Podospora anserina S mat+ is the source of this 2715-nucleotide messenger RNA. RefSeq lists its product as uncharacterized. Bases 1 to 2715 code for a protein of 904 amino acids. Gene Ontology annotation, cellular component: Sin3-type complex. Lineage: Eukaryota; Fungi; Ascomycota; Sordariomycetes; Sordariales; Podosporaceae. The record is from RefSeq and is a predicted model, not a curated record. The transcript is spliced from 2 exons.
AUGUCUAUCCGAAUACCCUUUCCUCCUGCCGCCUCACUCGACGGCAGGGCACAUCGCGAAGAAGAUAUCACGCUGGCGAGAACAGCUUCAAACAAGAAUGCCAGGCCCGCGGUGCCAGAGACACCAGACGGUGCCGCAGCCGCCAAAGUGGAGGCUGCCCUUGCGCUUCCACCUGCAUCAAAUCGCCGACGAGUCGUGCUUCCGGACCCUAUAGCUUUCAAAUUUCUCGAAGGCGAUCCAACAGUGACAGUUAUUACGCGCAAAUAUGUCCUCCCUGGUUACGAACUAUACCUCGUCGAACAAUGGGCUUGCUCGCGCCAAUCGCCCGCCCUCGUCAUUGCGACCUACACAGCUGAUCCAAAGCACUCGGUCGUCGUGGGGGUUCUGGAGAUACCAGGAGAAGAGAAGGAUUGGUCGCCGAGAUUACGCUUAUACUUUAGCGCUAUCCAACACUACCAUGCCCGGCCAAAGGAAACAGACAUUGGAGAGCUCAUGGUCACCAACCUCAGUAGCUUUCCUUCCGCCCUUACUGUGAUUGCGGUGCCCGACGGAGACAUUCAGAAGCAUCGCCAAGUGUUCAUUGUGAACGAGAAUCUCAAGCGGCUAGGGUGCUCAGGGAGAUCAGGACUCACCCUCACAGAUCCAACACCCGCUACGCAGGCCAAAUUUCUGCAACUAUACAAAACGAACGAGAAGAUACCUUUUGCUCAGGCCGUUCUGGAGCUGGUUAGGAUGUGCCAGAUGGCACUUCACAUCUUUGGCAUGCUGGAUGCGGAAUACGUGGAUGGGCUACUCUGUGACGUGACGGAGACCGCAAUCAACAAUUGGUGGACCGAGAUUGGCUCCGAGUACUUCAAUACCGAACCGACAGACGGCAUUUUGGGUCCUACAACAGUGGCAGCGAUGCUCGGCACACUGAUGGGAGCGAGGAAUCGGCUCAGUUACUCUGGCGCACCAGUGGCCAAGGAUGUUUUUGACCUUGAAAGCACCAAAAAGGGCAUUGGGACCUUUCAAAAAUCUGUCAAGAUAGAGAGGACAAGACGUCUAGACCGCCAGACGUUGCUCAAGCUGCACAGUGCCACAGCCAAGGCAGCCGCGGGAGAUGGUGGUUGGGGUGUUCACAGGGCGGUCAAAUCUACGGUCGCUGAAAUUGGUGGCAAACGCGGCGAGCUUGUCAUUGGCAUGGUGGGAGGCAAAGAUAAAGCCAAUAUUGGUGAUAUCGAGACGGUCGACUUGGGAAAAUUCAUCAACUUGGCCUACGGUGAAAGACCAAAAUGGCUUUGGCAUGGAAAGCCAAGGAGAACACAGCAAGAGACUGCUCCGGGCUCUGCAUUUGGCAAAGAAUUACGAGAGGAAACUAUUGUACCUCAGUCUGGAAGCAGAAGAACUCAGUCUGCACCAGUGGAGGAUGAGCUAGAGGCCAAGAAGAGGGAAGAUUCCCCCGCCAUAUACGCACCACCUCCUGUUACAAACUCAGCCCCCAUCACAGCCGAAAGUCACAAUCCCGGCGACAGGGAUGCUCUACGAAAGGGAAUUUUCAAGGGUGUUGCUGGAAAAGUGAGCGAUGCUCGAUCAGGUUUGGGUCGAAUCAGAGAUGCUGUUGGAGGUGGUUUGAGGGGCCACGCCAGCAGGCCCUCCAAGGACGAAAGCCCGGACACGGCCAUCAGUGGAUAUUCCAGCCCCAGUAUAGCGACGUUAGCUCACUCGUCUGCCGCGGUGACGAGCCCGGUUGCAGUUGGCAAAGCAUUCAGCUGGAAGGUCAAACCGGAGGAGUAUGCGAACGGGGCUCCAAAGGAACGAGAUUUUGGCGAAACAGGGCCAUCUGGUUUGAACGGCAGUGCAGAAGGGAGUGAGACGCAUCCUACAGGUGUCAGGGCUGAGUCGACAUCAUCCCAAGAACUGCUCAGAGCAGCAGAGGAAAAAGAAGCGCUAGCCGAGAUACGCAAAGAUGUACUAGAGAAUACAUUUUCGGCCGCGGCUUCAGAGGCAGGUGAUUUGGACGCUCAGCCCCAGCAAUUUCUCGGUGCUCAAGGGAGCUCAGAUCUGCCUUUAUCAUUCCUUCAGCGAAGACACAGCUUCACAACCAUUGAGGCUCUACAACGACCACUAAAUGACGCCCGUUAUCCCCGCCGUUUGUCUUUUAGCGAAGCUGAAGAGGCUGUUCUUGGCUGGCACGAGAUCAUCAGCCUGGCCGAUCUGCCCCCACCGGACGCUGGCGUGGACCCAGCAACGACGGCAUUUUUGCAGUCUCAAGCGGAGCUGGCUUACACCUUAUACCACCGGCUUCAAGAAAUACAGAAAGACCUCGCCAAUUGGGUUACAGGAAAACUGUCAGGGGUUGACAUUUUGAAUACAACGUAUGGCGCUCAGCAGGCGGAGCUUCAAGCUCUCUAUCAUGCCGUCAGCGAGGCCUACGCACGAAUAAGGCAUAGCAGUGGGGAGCUGGUGGCAGAAGAGAGGGGACGCCUGACCGAAGCCGUCAAGGACGUUGAGGUCUUGGUUGCCAAGCUCGAAUAUGAGAUUAGCGCGCUGGUCGGGAAGGUGAAUGAGGUUGAGGAUGGGGUGGCGCAGUUUGAAGCGCAGGUCGAGGAUCUUGAGCGCAGGGCGGAAGAGCUCAAGGCUGCAUUAGAAACGGAGAGUUGGGCGCAUUGUCUUGUUCGAACGCUGACGGGUAUUGGUUCGGGGCCGAAUAUCACUAGAGCAAGGUCCAGGUGA